ACCUGACGGACCGCUAGCAAAUUACCGCAAUCAAAUUAUAGAAGCAACCGAUUGCUACAGAUGUAUCAGCUCCAGUUACUGAAGUUUUAUAGUUGGUGAUCAGUCCUGCUAGUUGGUGAUCAGUCCUGCUUGACGAGAAACAAAAUGAAAUGGUAAUUUAUACCUUAGUUUUAACCUGACAAGGUCAGAUGCGGAUCACAUAUUAGAUGCGUUUCGGAUAUGUAUGUGUUUUGGACACGCCAGCACUCUGAUGUUAAAGAGAACGACUGGGAAUCAGUCAUCGUCAAAUGCCUGUAGGCUGGUCAGUUUGAUAGCACUGACGGCCUUGUACUUGGGAGUCAUAACAUCCUAUACAUGGAUAUGUGAAAAACAUAAUUGUUUCGGAUCAUUUUCACCAACUUUUAUACCAACAUUUAAACCCGUUGACGAGUCAUCAACGAUUUCCUAUAAUGCUGAUUUAAAUGUAAACAACAGUUAUAGCGUCAAAGACUCUCAGAUUCGUAUACAUUUUUUCAACCCUCCACCAUGGACCGGAAGUGAUACCUUUAAAAAAUGUGCACACAAAUGUUCAAUAUCCUUCGGGCGUAAUUAUAAGGAUUAUUCCUCAAGUAAAUUUGUUAUAUUUGAUGGAAGCAACACCUUGCCAAAAACCCCUCCUCCAAAACCAGCUGGUCAAGUGUGGAUAUACCAUGGCAUGGAGCCACCUUUUCUUCAGGCAAAUUUGCAAAACUGGAAUCGUAUGAUAAACUGGACAUUUUCGUAUAGAAGAGAUGCCGAGUUUACUCACGUUUAUGGUACAAUGUUAUUUAAGGAAGUGAAAGACACAGUAAGAGUAAGAUUGAAGAGUAAAUGGGAAGAUAAAAGCGGUGGUAAUGCGUGGUUUGUGUCUCAUAAAAACGUCCCGAGUAAACGAGCAAAAUUCGCCAAGGCGUUGAGUAACACAACCAAUGUAGAUAUUUUCUCACGAACGGGACCAAAGAAAUGUCCAACAGACACGAUUAAAGAUUGCAAUAAGUUAUUAAGUGACAAAUACAAAUUUUAUCUCGCGUUUGAGAACGAAUUGUGUCGUGAUUACGUCACCGAAAAAUGUUUUAAGAUUUAUGCGUCACAAGCUGACGUCAUUCCUGUCGUCAGAGGAGCCCCGGACUAUUCGUUGUUUGCUCCCCCGCAUUCCUAUAUUGAUACUUCAGAAUUUAAUGACAUUUCAAGCCUAGGAACAUUUCAAUUAAAACUUGGAAACAAUCGAACCGCAUUUGAAGAUUAUUUUCAAUGGAGAAAAUAUUACUAUAACGAACCAACAGGAGAUCGUGCGUUCUGUCAGCUAUGUGCUCAGGCCCAUCGAGUUCCACUGAGGUAUAGGUUAUAUGACAAUCUGAAAAUCUGGAUACAUGGCGACUCAGAUAACCCUAUGUGUCGUCAGGUCUCUGACAUCAAAUAAAUUACCAUUCCAUG
This is a messenger RNA of Ylistrum balloti, 1452 nucleotides long. RefSeq names its product alpha-(1,3)-fucosyltransferase C-like. Lineage: Eukaryota; Metazoa; Mollusca; Bivalvia; Pectinida; Pectinidae. The record is from RefSeq and is a predicted model, not a curated record. Bases 224 to 1438 code for a protein of 404 amino acids. Gene Ontology annotation, cellular component: membrane. The transcript has 3 exons. Gene Ontology annotation, molecular function: alpha-(1->3)-fucosyltransferase activity.